Mus caroli (Ryukyu mouse) is the source of this 1993-nucleotide messenger RNA. RefSeq names its product RAB, member of RAS oncogene family like 3 (gene Rabl3). The record is from RefSeq and is a predicted model, not a curated record. Lineage: Eukaryota; Metazoa; Chordata; Mammalia; Rodentia; Muridae.
CAACCUCAAGGAAAUCGUGGCAAGAUGGCGUCCCUGGAUCGGGUGAAGGUUCUGGUGUUGGGAGACUCAGGUGUUGGGAAAUCUUCACUCGUCCAUCUUCUGUGCCACAAUCAAGUGUUAGGAAAUCCGUCAUGGACUGUGGGCUGCUCGGUGGAUAUCAGAGUUCAUGACUACAAAGAAGGGACCCCUGAAGAGAAGACAUACUAUAUAGAACUAUGGGAUGUUGGAGGCUCUGUGGGCAGUGCCAGCAGUGUGAAAAGCACGAGAGCGGUGUUCUACAACUCUGUAAACGGCAUCAUUUUAGUACAUGACUUAACAAAUAAGAAGUCAUCUCAAAACUUAUAUCGCUGGUCCUUGGAAGUUCUCAAUCGGGAUGCAGUUCCAACCGGAGUCCUCGUGACAAAUGGGGAUUAUGACCGAGAACAGUUUGCUGAUAACCAAAUCCCACUGUUGGUAAUAGGGACUAAACUGGACCAGAUUCAUGAAACCAAGCGCCAUGAAGUUUUAAUCAGGACUGCUUUCUUGGCUGAGGACUUCAAUGCUGAAGAGAUUAAUUUGGAUUGCACAAACCCACGGUCCUCAGCUGCAGGCUCCUCCAAUGCUGUCAAGCUCAGUAGAUUUUUUGAUAAGGUUAUAGAGAAGAGAUAUUUUUUUAGAGAAGGUAAUCAGAUUCCAGGCUUUUCUGAUCGGAAGAGGUUUGGAGGAGGGGCACUGAAGAACUUCCACUGUGACUGAGUGGCCCUCAGCCCUGGAAGAGCAAGGGAACAGCAGCAGUGUCCACAGCUUCCUCUUGCUGUGUAGGGACAUUAACUUCUCAGGCUUUGGUAAAAACAUCUCAAAAUGCUACCUCACCCUCUCAUGGAAAAUUGAAAGGAAACAGCGGCAUGGAAGGUCCUAGCUCUGCCCAUUCUCUGUAUCCUCACCUGUCCCUGUUUAUAGCUUAUGUAAAAGCCUUGUGACGACAUAAGGGCUUGUCAAACCCAUGCAGUAAAGAACUGGAGACAAGGGCUGCAGCGAAGGCUGACUCUUAUUUGGAACCAGCGGGUUUUACAGGCCUGCGAUUUUCCUACACUCUGAAGCUGCUGAAGGCUUAAUGAAGUACUUCAGAAACAUAUCUGUGUUGUUUUACCUUCCUGGGGGGAAAGGUCAUGUUAAUCAGCCCUGAGUUAUCCACCCCAAACCAUCUCUGUCAUUUUAAAGAAGCCAAAUGGUGUUAUUUCAUUUUCUCCGUCCUCAUUACACACAGGGAUGCCUAAGAAUAGCAACCCCAUCUCCUCUGGUCUCUCUGGGAAAAAGCUUAGUGUCUGGGAAGAGCGAUGGACUAAUAGCUGGAGUUAAAUAGAAAUACAAAUUAAUAAUACAUGGCGAACAGACCAGAAGAGAAGGGUCUGUGAGACUCCAACAGCUCCUCUGCUCUAAGGUUGCAGCUGUCGGAAGGCUCUUUCUGCUUUCUGUUUGGAAAUUGGGUGAAAUCUGAGACCUUACAAGGCCAGUAAGACAGAUUAUUGCCUCUUUGGUGGGUUUUUGUUUUGUUUUGUUUUUUUAAUUUUCUUUUCCCAGUUUGGUUGGUUAUUGUUCUGUUUAUUUGUAAGGAAAUCCAAUUCCUGGAAUGUCCCUUAAUACGAUGAACAGUAAACUAAGACUAUUAUCCUUGUCUUAGCAAUGUAUUUAUGAGAAAGUCAAUUAAGUUCCAGAGUAACGAACUCAUAUACAUUAUGAGCCCGUGUUUGAGAUUUCAUCAUAUGCUGCAGCAUUUUUGGCGGUGGUGUGUAUGUCUUUGUUUGCAUAAUUGGUCGUCAUUGUUUCUUAGCCCAUCUUUUUUGCUGGUUUAAUCUCAAUUCCUUAGUUUAUAAAAUUGGUUGCCAAAAACGGCUGUAAUUGGCUGCUGUGUUCAACACCUUGUUUCCAGAUGCUCCUGUCUGCAGCAGCGCCCCGCUUCCCGCUCCCCGCUCCCUGGCUUUGUACCUAAUUAAAAAAUCAUGGUAUGAAUAUA